Molecule: messenger RNA, 3081 nt
Organism: Sus scrofa (pig)
Lineage: Eukaryota; Metazoa; Chordata; Mammalia; Artiodactyla; Suidae
Source: RefSeq, a predicted model, not a curated record
CAGGGGGCCGGGAGAGAGCAGGGCUCGAGAAGACGCGGUGCGGACGGCGGGCGCUCCAACUGCGGGAUGCGAGCUUGGCUGGACGUCUAUCCUCUCCGCCCUCCCUUCCCAGAGAAGCCAGUGCGGGAGAGACCAGAAUGAGUGGAAUACUGUCUUAAAUAAGUCAGAAAUCUAUUAUAACAUUUAUUAAAUACUACUUAAAUGAAGAAAGAUAAAAAAGUCUGCAAAAUUUCAACCAGUAAUUACCCUCUUCAGACACUGGGGAAUAUGUCCCUCAAUUCAAGUCGACCUUCCUCAUCCGAGUUGGUGGAGCUUCAUGUUUUUUAUGUUCCUGAAGGAUCAUGGAACUAUGAGUUAAAUACAAUUUCAAGAGAAGUUAUUAACAAGUUCAUUUCAGCUGGAUUUAUAAGAGUAUCUCCUCACCUUACUUUACAAGCCCUGAGGGAGCAUCUCGGUGAGUUCCUUGGUGAAGAUGCUGUUGCAGAAAAAUUUUUAUUUUUGAAAUGCAUUGGAAAUAAUCUAUCUGUAGUGAAGACAAAGCAAGAAUCAGAACUGAAGCUCAAAUCAUUUGCUCCUCCUUAUGCUCUUCAACCAGAAUUAUAUUUGCUUCCUAUAAUGGAUCAUUUAGGAAAUAUUUAUUCAGCGUCAUCAACAGUUUCUUUAGAUGGGCACCAGAUUAAUAAUGGUGUUACUGAGGCUGAUGGAAUAAUACACAGUAUAACUUUGUCAAAGGAAGAACCUGGAACAGAUCCCAGUUUUUUAGAAAACACUUUGAAAGAGCUUCUUAACAAGAAUCAGAAAGAAGCUGGGGGAAAAGCCGCUCCAAAUGACAAUCAGACUAGAAAAAAUCAGAUUGGAAAUUCUGAAUUGCCAGGAUCACCAGAAGAUUCAGAUAAUGAUUAUUUUAGUGGCAAAACAAGUCAGUUUCUUUGGAAAAAUGAAGAUGAUAGAGUUAAUAUUAAAAGAGAGUACAAUCAGCUAGGUAAAAUUGAGAGCAUCACCCUGCCAAAUCUUACUGAUUUUCCUUCAGUUCCUUGUCAACCUGCUUGUUCUCCAGGAAUAACUGAUAGAUCUUUAUUACAGAUCGAGAGAAAGAAGAUUAUUGAGCAAAUGAAACAAGUAAAGGAAGAAAGAAGAUAUCUGGAAAGAAUUGGAGAAGAACUAAUAAAAAAAGUUGAAAGGCUAUUUGAACAAAGCAAAUUAAAACAAUAUCAUGCCUGUGAUGUUUGGAAGAAAAAGUACUUUGAAACAAAGAAAGUUACAGCAUCAUUGGAGGAAGUUUUAACAAAACUUCGAGAAGAUUUGGAACUUUACUAUAAAAAGUUGCUCAUGCAGCUUGAAGCCAGGGAGAUCAAGAUGAUACCAAAGAAUCUGGCAAACAUCACAGACUCUAAGAAUUACCUUAUCAUCCAGAUUACUGAGGUACAGCAUGCUAUUGACCAACUUAAGAGAAAACUGGCUACUGACAAAAUGAGACUUAUAAUAGAAAUUAAGAUGAGAAAACAAGCAGUUUCAGAUUUACACACAUUGAAAGCUGAACUGACACAGAAGAAGUUUAAUAUGUCUUUACAAUCUCAAUAAGUUCCUGGAAAUGGACCCAGUUAAGAGCUCAACAGCUGAUUUUGUUUAUGACAAAUCAGUCAAAUCAGCAGGUAAUGGCAAUGGACAAAGAAAACACCUCCUUUUCUAGGUCUUACAGAAUUGAUUCUAAUUAUUGGGUCCGGACCCCAUGGGUAACUUAAGCACACACCUGAUUAAGGACCACAAACUAGAAACUGGUCUUAGGCUCACCUUCCACCCUAUAAAAUUCUUCUCAGCAUCACUUGCCUCUAUCUAGUGCGAAACACAGUCUCUUUUAGAAAGUAUGUAAGCUAUUGGAUAAAGGAUAAAAGAAAGAGGAAACGUACAGAAUUAGGCAAAACAGUAAAGGGAGGGGAAAAGAUAGGAAAUAAAAAAUAGAAUGACCUGUGAUUUGAAAUGAUUUACUGAUUUUUUAUAUACAUCUAGGGAACUCUUUAAAGACAAUUACCAAUGAAUGCCAGUAAUGUUUUCAUUUAUUGAAAAACAUCGGCAUUAAAACACUGGAAUUAGAAUUAUCUCCUAAGAUGACCGCUUUGAAGGACAAUAGUCACUUGGUAAAUGAAUAUGCUGUGGCAUAUUUAAGUAGAUGGUAGACUCAAUUACAUAUAUCUUAUACUGUACCUUAUAUUCCAGUCUUUAAAAAUCUUUAUAAAAGAUUUCUGCAUGGUUGAAAAAGCCAUGCAUGUUCUAGUAGUAAUUAUAAUUCAAUAUUGAAAGGUACCUUGCAAAACCUAAACCUAAAUAUAGAAAGAUUUAUUUUUACAGAGUCAGGGGCAAACCCAAAGGCAUAUACCUUGGAAUUUUGCCAUCAGCCUAGCACUUUGAGCCUUUUUGAUACAUUAAGAAAUUUCAAAUGCCUCAAAUAGUGAAGAAUCAAAGGAUAAAAAGCUGAGUAUAUGUAAGUUUGAUAUAUGCAUGGUUAAGGAAUAUUUGUCUCCAAGAAUAUUGAGUACAGGAUGAAGCUGCUGUUGCAGAGACAGUAUAAGAAAGCAGAAUGAUCCUCUUCAGUUAAAAUAGAAACUUGAUUUGGGUUGCUGUGGAAUUUCACAGUGAAUAAAAAAGAGAAACAAAAUGAUUAAAACAAAAUGGUUGUCCAAAGUACUGUUAAAUGAAUGGUUUCCAAGGCUCAUCCAAAUGUUUCCUGAAUUCUAAAAUCUUAAAGAAUAUGUCUUCUUAUGCAUUAAGGAAAAAGUAAGUCAGGAGUUAAAAAAAAAAAAAAAAAAAAAAAAACAGGACAUUAUAGUGUAAACUAUUUAUUCUAAAUUAUAUAUGUCUAAACUGUAUAAUUGGUUACAUAAAGCCUUUAUCAAACUGAUAUCCAUGAAACACUCUUCCUCCUGCAUGUUUCUAAGAGUGCUAGGAAACAGGGUUCUGUGUUAAACAAUUAAAUGGCUCUGUAUACUGUUAAUGCUUCUCAACUCUUUGACUAUAAUGUUGUAUACUAUAAAUCCCCAAGGGGAAUUUAUAGUAUGUAGUGUUUUCCAAAUAUAUUUGGCCAUG